Messenger RNA from Caenorhabditis sp. 36 PRJEB53466, 747 nucleotides. The record is from the annotation of a GenBank genome assembly. Lineage: Eukaryota; Metazoa; Nematoda; Chromadorea; Rhabditida; Rhabditidae.
AUGCGCAGUCUACCGAGAAGCUCAGAUGUGAGCGAAAACUUCGGAUAUGUGAGCGAUAACUUCGGAAAUGACGUUUUUAAAUCAAGAGUUGAGAACAUCGAUUAGUAGGAGAGAGGGCGCGAUAGACGAACUUUUCGCGAUGUGUCAAAAUGUCAGUAUGUCCCGAAACAAAGCUGGUAAGAAUGAAAACUAACCGGAUAUCGAUUGUGCCCGUAGGAAAUAUUUGUCACGUAAAAAAGAGAAUCAACGUAUUUCAACAAGUUUUCGAGAAACAAUUUCUGUAGAUCAAACGCUAAGAGACCUACGUAAUGCGCGCAUUCAUCGACUUCAGCAAUUCAGUUCGAUCCCUGGUACGACGAUUCCCCCAAUCUACUGUUGAAAAAAAGGUUCGACAUUCGAAUCGGAGUUGGCAGCGAGCCAAGGACACGCCCCCCAAACAGUUUUCACUGCAAUUGCCGCAUGCUGUUUGGGGGGCGUGUCCUUGGCUCGCUGCCGCCUCUGACUCGAAUGUCGAACCUAUUAUUUUUCAACAGUACCCGAAUUUCUCGCAACGAUAUGAAGGACGAAGCCGCGAGAUCGGAGAAAGCGAAGGCUCUCGAGGAGGUGUCACAGACGAUGCUCAGCAUUUUCUCCCGUCACAUCGACACGUUGACGACGCGCACCGAACAAUUCAAAGAAUCACUGAUAGAGUUGGCGACGGAGCACAAAAAGCGGAAGGCGGAGCUGUUGGCGAAGAAGAUCGUCUGA